Messenger RNA from Sesamum indicum (sesame), 2535 nucleotides. Its product is annotated as Zn-dependent exopeptidases superfamily protein. Gene Ontology annotation, cellular component: plasma membrane. NCBI's taxonomy places the organism in Eukaryota, Viridiplantae, Streptophyta, Magnoliopsida, Lamiales, Pedaliaceae. The record is from RefSeq and is a predicted model, not a curated record. Gene Ontology annotation, biological process: protein processing.
UUGAGUCAAAAUAGCAAGUUGAGACUCAGAAAGGAGUUAUUGAUCAAGUAUUCUGUCGACCAUCGGAGCUCCACUCCCGAGUCCAUGGACUAGGGUUCUUCGCGUUCAGAUUUCUCACGCAGGAAUUGUGGAUUCUCCUGUCUGAUUCGCAAUGGACUUCAAGCUCUCGUUGUUGCUCUCCUCACUCUGCUUCCUUGCUCUCUUUCGCCUCUCUUCGUCAGCUUCAGGAGAGACAAAAUCAUUUGAGUCUGUUCCUGAUCUUGAAAAGUCCAUGUACAAAGAAAUUGAGGGAUUCCCGUGUGUACGACUGCUCAACCUCUCAGGGGAAAUUGGUUGUUCAAACCCUGGCCGUGAGAAAGUUGUUGCUCCAAUUGUCAGAUUUCAGAAUGCAAAGGAGUUUGUUGGAUCAGCUGCAAUAUUGGUUUCUAUAGAUGAAUUUGAGAGCUUACUUUCAAGAGUAUUAAAGGAUUCAGCUUUUUCUAGCAAAGUAGCUGGGAUUUUGGUUGAGUCAAGCACUCCGGUUCAAAAUGCCAGAAUGGGUUUUUCUCCAGAUGUUAAGUUUCCACAGGCCGAAUUUGCUCCAUACCAAAGCAACAAUUUUGAAUGGAACCCAGAUGGUACUGGAGUUAUGUGGAAGAAUUAUAAUUUUCCUGUGUUUUUGCUCUCCGAGACUAGCACAUCAAUCUUGCAAGAGGCUGCCUUAAUGAAUGAGAAGAGCGAAAUGUCUUAUACUGAAAAUGUUGCUGAGUUUGAUCUAGUUAUGCAGACCACAAAAUCCAGUACUCAUGAUUCGGAAUCUUGUUUGAAAGAAGGAACUUGUCUUCCUCUGGGUGGAUACAGUGUCUGGUCAGCACUUCCACCAAUCAACAUUUCGUCUUCGCUAAAGGCAAAACCAAUCAUUCUGGCAAUGACGUCUAUGGAUUCUGCAUCUUUCUUCCGUGAUAGAAGCCUCGGCGCUGAGUCCCCUAUAUCUGGAUUAAUUGCAUUGCUUGCUGUGGUUGACGCGCUUUCCCAUCUUGAUGGCUUGGAAGAACUUAAUAAACAGCUUGUUUUUGUGGUUCUAACUGGAGAAUCCUGGGGCUACCUUGGUAGCCGGAGAUUCUUUCUAGAAUCUGAUAAACAAUCAGACGCCAUGAAAGGACUCGAUCUGGCAAUGCUUGAAAUGGUACUUGAAAUUGGAUCAGUUGGAAAGAGCUUUUCUCAGGGCAACAAGACAUUUUUUGCUCAUACUGCAGGGGCUGCAUCCUCUGUUAAUGGAACAUUUAAUGUGCUGCAACGUGCACAAGAUUCCUUGGUAACUGAAAGCAUUAUGGUCAAAAGAGCCAGCACAACAAAUCCUGGGGUUCCCCCAUCCUCGCUAAUGACAUUUCUGAGGAAGAAACCCCAAAUUUCUGGCUUUGUCUUGGAAGACUUUGACUCUACUUUUAGCAACAAGUUCUAUCACAGUCAUCUUGAUGAACUAUCAAAUAUAAGCCCUUCAUCCAUUGUGGCAGCUGCUUCCCUUGUUGCUCGAACUCUAUACAUCCUUGCUGGUGGCAAAGAUUCGGCUAUAAAUACUAUAAAAGUCAAUGCCUCUUUGGUGGAAGAACUUCUAGGUUGCCUAUUAGCUUGUGAACCUGGAUUAUCAUGCGGGCUGGUGAAGCACUAUAUAUCUCCUUCAACAACUUGCCCAAGCCACUAUGUAGGUGUCAUUUUGGGAGAACCAUCAUCUGCACUUUAUCCUGCUUAUGCUGGGGAUGUUUCAAGGUUUGUGUGGAACUUUUUAGCAGAUAAGACAUCAAUCUCAUUGAGAAAUGUAGGCUCUUCGUGCGCAAAAGCUUGCAGUGGUGUUGGUGAAUUGUGCAUUAGAGGAGAGGCUGAUGGCAAAGGUGUCUGCGUUAUCUCAACCACCAGGUAUGUUCCUGCAUAUUCAACUCGUUUGAAGUAUGAAUCGGGCAGCUGGAUAGUGCUACCCAACAAUUCCUCAGAUAACAUGGAUGUUGAUGAUCCAGUUUGGACUGAAAGUAAUUGGGACAUAAUAAAGGUCAGGAUGUACAGAGUCCAAAAUUCAUCCUACGAUUACCUAAUUUUGCUGUUGGGUAUCAUUGUGACACUUUUGGCUUACAUUUUAAUAGAGAUAGCUAAAAGUGUCAUUAGAAAGGCUUUGAAACAGGAGUGACAUACUAUUCUUUUGGCGAGUCCGACUGCUGAAAUAGCCGUAAGCUGGCUAAUUUGCACUCUUUGCACAUGUUAGCAAACUAGAGAUAUUGCUGAUAGGAAACAGGAAAUUGGAAAGUGUAAAGAACCAUAUUCUGUAGCAGUGACCCAAAUGGGAUGAGAAACUAUUCCAAUUUUUAUGUGAUCCUGGAUGUAGUUUUUUGGACCUAUUUAGACAUCAUUGCCAAUUAGCGAUAUUAGAACGAUGUACGAUACCUAAAUAUGUUACAUUGUUGUUAAAUGCACUUAUUUUCUCAAAUUGUCUGACUGCGAGAAGAGUUAGUUGAGACAAGUUGAGGAAACGGUGGAAGCCAAGAAAUUUAGUGGAUCUCUUGUUUC